CUGCUCAGUAGGCUGCGAGAGUGAGACGCACACUGUCUGAAAUUUUUUUCAAGAUUAGAUUGGAGCAGUAAUGGCUCAAACAACUCCCAAUCACACACAGACUGUAUCUGGCUGGGCAGCUCAUGAUUCAUCUGGCACCAUCACUCCCUACGUCUUCAAACGCAGAGAAAAUGGGAAGAAUGAUGUGACGAUUGAGAUCUUGUACUGUGGAAUAUGCCACACUGAUAUCCACCAUGUCAAGAAUGACUGGGGUAUCACCAUGUACCCUGUUGUUCCCGGGCAUGAAAUUACUGGAUUGAUAACAAAGGUGGGAAGCGAUGUGAGCAAGUUUAAGAUAGGGGAUAGAGUGGGAGUGGGGUGUUUGGCGGCUUCGUGUUUGAAGUGCGAUUUUUGCAAACAAGAGGAGGAGAAUUACUGUGAUGAGAUUCAGCUCACCUACAAUGGCAUUUUCUGGGAUGGCAGCAUCACCUACGGUGGCUACUCCAAGAUGCUUGUAGCUGAUCAUCGAUUUGUGGUGAAGGUGCCAGACAGCUUGCCGAUGGAUGCAGCAGCACCACUCUUGUGUGCAGGAAUUACAGUGUAUAGCCCCUUCAAGGACCACAACUUGCUUGAAUCUCCAGGAAAGAGAAUAGGUAUUGUUGGAUUGGGUGGGCUUGGUCACGUUGCUAUCAAAUUCGGGAAGGCAUUUGGUCACCAUGUCACUGUUAUCAGCACAUCUCCUUCGAAAGAAAAGGAGGCUAAAGAGCGUUUGGGUGCCGAUGAUUUCAUCAUCAGCACCGAUCCUGAACAGAUGAAGUCCAAGUUCAGGACACUGGACUUCAUAUUGGACACGGUCUCAGCGCAUCACUCUCUUGGACCGACUUUAGAGCUGCUUAAAAAGAAAGGAACAUUGAUGCUUGUUGGUGCUCCGGAUAAGCCUCUGGACCUACCUGCUUUCCCGAUGAUAUUCGGCAAAAGAUCAGUGAAGGGUAGCAUGACCGGAAGCAUGAAAGAAACGCAGGAAAUGCUGGAUGUAUGCGCCAAGCACAACAUCAGGUGUGAUAUCGAAGUUGUCAAAACUGAUCAAAUCAACGAAGCUCUUGACCGUCUUGCUAGGAACGAUGUCAAGUAUCGUUUCGUCAUUGAUAUUGCUGGGAAACCAUAGGUUUCUUCAUCAAGCUCUAGCUAAUAAGGAGUCAUAAUUCUGUUUGACUAUCAUUUCUUAUUAUGUACGAAUUUGUCAAUUUCAUAAUAAUUGAAUAAGUCUUAGUUAGUUGA
This is a messenger RNA of Daucus carota subsp. sativus, 1257 nucleotides long. Its product is annotated as probable cinnamyl alcohol dehydrogenase 6. The transcript is spliced from 6 exons. Gene Ontology annotation, biological process: lignin biosynthetic process. Bases 71 to 1144 code for a protein of 357 amino acids. Gene Ontology annotation, molecular function: zinc ion binding; cinnamyl-alcohol dehydrogenase activity. The record is from RefSeq and is a predicted model, not a curated record. NCBI's taxonomy places the organism in Eukaryota, Viridiplantae, Streptophyta, Magnoliopsida, Apiales, Apiaceae.